This is a messenger RNA of Drosophila sulfurigaster albostrigata, 2651 nucleotides long. RefSeq lists its product as uncharacterized. Gene Ontology annotation, molecular function: transmembrane transporter activity. Lineage: Eukaryota; Metazoa; Arthropoda; Insecta; Diptera; Drosophilidae. The transcript is spliced from 3 exons. The record is from RefSeq and is a predicted model, not a curated record. Gene Ontology annotation, biological process: transmembrane transport. Bases 372 to 1823 code for a protein of 483 amino acids. Gene Ontology annotation, cellular component: membrane.
UUAUCAACUGCACAGGCACAGGCAACCGGUCGGUCAGGCGAACAGCAACUGUCCAGUUCUCUCGCCAAUCUCUCUCCGCACGGGCAACAGAAUAUAUCGCGCGAGAUCGAAAACUCCCCAAAUUAAUAUUGAGGCCGCCGCAGUAUGUGAACAUGACAGAUACAGAUACGCAAGCAAUAACAAGUGACAAGUUCUGCAAUUUCUAAGUAAUAAGAAAGCAAAAAAAUAAACAAGAAAUAACAUACAUAUUGUAGUGGCUACGUCGUUGUGAUUGGAAUUCCGAUUGUGAUUGCGGCAAGCAACAAAUGAAAUAAACAAAUCGAUUGUGCUCAUUCAAAAGGAAAUUGCAGUUUAAGCGUAAUUAGUGCAAAAUGCCAUUGUUGCCCACUAUCGAGGAGGAGGCCAAGCUCUCUUGGGUGCGUCUCAUGUGGCGCUAUCGCCUGCAGUUUCAGUCGAUGACCGCCGCUUCGCUUGUCUUUGUGGGGAGCGGCAUGCGCUUGGCCUGGUCCAUUUUCGAUACACCCGCUGGCAAGUUCCACAACAACGACAGCACUCACAAUCUGAUGAUGAGCUGGUUCAUUGGCGCCGCCUUUGGAGCUCUCCUCGCCGCCGCCUUCGUCCAGCGCGUCACCAAAAACGUGGCCUAUACUUCGAGCGGCUUUCUAUUACUCGUCGCUGGCAUUUUGAACCUGGCGUUUCCGCGGAACUUCGGCGCCGCCUGCUAUAGCAGCGUGAGCGUGGGCGCCGCCUAUGGCUUGACCCAGGUGCAGGCGCUGGUCACCGGCUCGGAGGUGGCACACAAGUCGAUACGUGGCAUGCUGCUCAGCUGCGAACGCAUCUUUCUCUGGCUGGGAGUGUCGAUACAAAUAUUCUACACACGCCUCUGGUACGCCUUGGAGCCCAUCGAACGGGGUCACACAAUGCACAUCGAUCAGCUGCAUGGCAUACUGCUGGCAGCCUUAGGUCUGGCGGCUGUUGUCAUGAGCCUGGCCCAUCGACUGGAGUCGCCGCUGUUGCUGCUGCGCCAGGAGCGAGACAUGGCGCUGGGCGAUACGUUGAAGCAGCUGCAUGGCCAGUCGCAAUCGGGCACAGAGUUGCUGCGACUGCGGGAGGAUUGCCGCCAGCUGCACAAUGCACGCGACUGGGAACAGUUUGCAGAGGCGCCAGAGGACUCGCCGCGUUGGCAUCGCUGGGGGAGACGGACGCUGCCGCUGCUUAAGGUGCUGUUCCUGCGCUGCUUUGCGGCUUUGGCGCUUUCGUUGCCCUACAAUCGCGCCUUUCUCGCGGUCAGCUGGCAUGGGCUGGAGUGCGACAUGAAUUGUCUCUACUGGCUGGCAUUCUGUGGUCUGCUGGGCAGCCUGGGCGGUGCUCUGCUGGUGGACUGGCAGGGAAGGCGUAAGUUGUGCUCGUUGUCGCUGUUUGUGGCGGGCAUUCUCAUUGUCAUGGUUGGCGGCGUGUUUGAGCACUUGGAGACCGCGAAGAAGACCUACUACGACAUCAAUCUGCAGGCCAUUGCCCUGCUGAUGCUGCUCUUCGAGAUAAUUGUCGCCGGCGGUGUCGCGGUGCCCGCUCUCGUCUACACUGGGGAGGCAUUCAGCGUGGCCCACAAGGCGCGGUGUCUGGCCGGCGUCCUCAUCUGCGAGCAGGCCUUGCAUCUGGGUCUCAUGGUGGCUGCAUUCGAGCACAAUUUGAGGGAUUCGGUGUUCUUCUUUACCUUUGGUGGCCUGAGCUUUGUCUUCGGAUUGCUCGUGUUCACGCUGAUGCCAGAGACGCGGCAGCUGACGCUCUACGAGUGUCUGCUAAAGUUUAAGAAAGUACCUUAGACUUGUUCCUCCUCAUCCUCAUCCUCAUCACAGGUACCUAUCAUAUAUUGUUAGCUAAUCCUAUCCCUAUGCUAAGUUGUAUGCAUUUAUCUCUAGUAGCAAUUUAUUGUGACUAUCCAUUUCAAAACUAUUGUGCAUGAAUAGAAUUAUUUCUUAUAUUGAGACAUGACUGUAGUAUUACAUUUUCAAAUACAUUUCCAACUUUUCCUCACUCUGAAAAGCACCAGCCAGCUUUUUUGAGUCACCAAUGGGUUAAGGGUUGUUUUCGACGGUAAAAGUUCAUCAAGUUCUUAAGCUUGCGAAGCUUUGUGCAAAGCUUCUUGCUAUAAUCGUCUGAAUAACUGUAACCAGUAUUUCAAUUCCAGAGCUUUCGCUGGAAAGUUGAUGAAAAUUAACCCAUAUUCGCUUUGUAAACAAUAUUUUUUUUUUCCUCAACCGGCUUUGGAGUAGCUUUUCGCUCAUUCAUCGAGUUGUACAACUUAUUGGGAUUGGCAUUGCCCUCUAAUGUGGCAUAUUGUAAACUUAAGCAGGAUUUCAUAAAGAGAGCAAACACAACCGGAGAGAACAAACAUCGAGAAGAGAGUCCAAGAGAGAGAAGAGUUUCGACUUGGGUUGGGAUGGCAAAAACAGAAAUCAAGUUGAUGAAUAUGGCGUGUGAUGAGUCUGAAUGGCACUCGAAGCAAUGCCCCUAAAAACAGUUGCCGUUGCAGGAUAACGCGUAUGCUUACAGCCAAAGGCGAAAGGCGAAAGGCAACGGGAAAGACAAGUGAAACAACUCCCCGGACAGCUCACUCGAGUGCUCUGCCAUCUAAUGAUGUGGAAAAUUUG